Galleria mellonella (greater wax moth) is the source of this 9693-nucleotide messenger RNA. RefSeq names its product protein son of sevenless-like (gene Sos). NCBI's taxonomy places the organism in Eukaryota, Metazoa, Arthropoda, Insecta, Lepidoptera, Pyralidae. Gene Ontology annotation, cellular component: plasma membrane. The transcript is spliced from 36 exons. The record is from RefSeq and is a predicted model, not a curated record. Gene Ontology annotation, biological process: positive regulation of GTPase activity; Ras protein signal transduction. Bases 272 to 4654 code for a protein of 1460 amino acids. Gene Ontology annotation, molecular function: guanyl-nucleotide exchange factor activity; protein heterodimerization activity.
AACGCAUCAAUAGUAAAUAUAUUGAACAUGGCGUCGUUUUGCCGAUCAAAUGAACCUGAGAAUUUAUAUAUCAAUUGAUUUCUUUCUUUAAUUCAGCCUUUUUCAUGUUUAAGUGGUUGAUUGUGCUCGCGUUGUGUUUUAUUGUUCAAUUAGACACCGGUCGCAUCUUUGGAAGCUGCGGAGUUUCCAAAAGAGGCAAGAUGAGUGUAUCUGUUGUUUUACAGUGAUAACUGGGUUCUUUAUACAUGAAUUCGCGGGGUAGGUCGUUAGGAUGCUGCCGACAGUGGAGGAGAGUCGCGGCUACGAUUUCCAGGACCCAGAGAAUGUGGACAAGUGGCAGGGUCUCUUCGUCAACUCACUGCGCAAGGUGCUAGACCAAGUGCAUCCAACUUUAAAUGCUGAAGAGAGUGCACUGCAGUAUGUGGAAUCCUUGUGUCUGCGGCUUCUCGCCAUGCUCUGUGCAGUGCCAUCCCCACUUACUGUACAGGAUGUGGAGGAGCGAGUGGCGCGAACAUUCCCGACGCCGCUUGACAAAUGGGCACUGGCGGACGCCAGGGAUGCGGCAGCACAACGACGCCGCCGUGCUCUGCUACCACUCGACAAGUUACACCACAUGUUGCAGAAGGAGGUUCUACUAUACAAAAUCGAUAUGUCAGUGUCAGUGUUCAUCACAGCGAUACUCGAGUAUGUUAGCUCUGAUAUACUGAAGCUGGCUGGGAAUUUUGUAAAGAAGAUCUCCCAGAAGUCUGGCUAUGAAACUAUUACACUCUCUGAUAUAAAGACAGCUAUGUGUGCUGAUAAGGUCCUCAUGGAUAUGUUCUAUCAAGAAUCUGAGAUGGCGUCUGAAGCUGGCAGCAGUACAGCUGAACAGCGUGGACGGCGAGGGUCACUAACAUAUGCAGAAUUGGUGAGGGAUCUGUUAACCGACGAGAAGCACUUCCUUAGGGAAUUGCACCUUAUCAUUAGGGUGUUUAAAGAUGAGCUGGAGAAGAUUCUGGAUAAGGAUAGUCGGUCUAUAUCAUUAAUAUUCGGCAACAUAGUCGACAUCUAUGAGUUGACCACCACACUACUGGGGAACCUUGAGGAUGCGAUGGAAAUGUCCCAGGACUCUCCCACCCCUUAUAUUGGAAGUUGUUUUGAAGAGCUAGCUGAAGUAGAGGAAUUUCGCGCGUAUGUACGUUACGCGAAUAUUGUAACGCGGAAGGAGUCACGUGAUGAGUUGCAGCGGAUCGUUGAUGAUCCAAUCUUGUCGGAGCGGCUGGACACGGCUGGUCACGGGUUCCGGCUAGCCGUCAAGUACUAUUUGCCCAAGUUACUGCUCGCACCCAUCGCACAUGUUUUCCUCUACCACAACUACGUGCUAGAGCUUCUGCCUAUAGCUCCUGCUACGGAGGACAGGGAGAGCUUUAAACAGGUUGAGUGCAACUUGCAUCCAAUCAAAAAAUUAUUAAUUAAAGCAUUAGGAAAUGGGCCGAAGAUGGACGCGACGCUGCGGAUGGCUUCCAGGUCGCGGAGGCAGCUCGCCAUAGAGAAGUGCAACGAGCUGGCGCGCCUCGUCGACAACUGGGACAACCGUGACAUCGGACAGUGCUGCAACGAGUUCAUACGAGAGGACACGUUGUCGAAGAUCGGACCCGGUAAGCGGAUAGCGGAGCGUCGCGCGUAUCUGUUCGACGGUCUGCUUCUACUGUGCAAGCCAAUCACCAGUCUGGUGGGUGGCGCGGGCGGUGCAUUGACCGCGGGGGCGACCGCGCAGCUCAAGCUCAAGGAGAAGCUGCAUGUACGGAAACUAGAGCUCGUCGAUCGCAACGACGCUGACGAGGGCCGUCACCUGGUGGAGCUAUGCCCACGCGUGGGCGGCGCCGUGCUACUGGCUUGUGCCUCCUGCGCGGAGAAGCGGCAUUGGAUGUGCGAUCUCGUCAUGCUCAACACCAAGCCAAUGCUCGAUCGCACACUUGAUAGCAUCUUGUUAGACCUAGAGAGGCGACACCCAUUGCGGCUGCCACCAGUGUCGCUGUACCGGUUCGCAGUGCCCGACUCACCACAGAAUAUUAUACUCGAGGAGCCACCGCGACACCAGUCCGACAACGCGCCACCGCCACUCAUUAAGGGUGCAACUCUUUUAAAACUGGUGGAGCGUCUGACCUAUCACAUCUACGCGGACCUGAAACUAGUCCGCACGUUCCUCACUACGUACCGCUCGUUUUGCUCGCCCGGGGAACUCCUGGACUUGCUCAUCGAGAGGUUCAACAUACCGGAGCCGAGCGAGGUGUACGACGCGCCGAGACCUGACGGGAUCGAAUGCAUUGGCAGUAGUGAUGCAGAGAAGCUUAGUAAAAACACAGCUAGAGAAGACUGGAAGAGGUAUAGGAAAAAAUUUCAACAACCUGUCAAAUUUCGAGUAAUCAACGUGUUGAGACACUGGGUGGAUCAACAUUUCUAUGAUUUCGAGCGAGAGCCGGCGCUGCUGGAACGACUGCGCGAGUUUUUAGAGUCGGUCGAUGGGAAGCCGAUGAGGAAGUGGGUCCAGAGUGUGCUCAAGACUCUUCAGAGGAAGAGCGGACAGAGCGUGGAGCCGGAGGGCGGCGGCGGCGUGGGUGCUAGCGGGUGCGGCGGGUGCGGCGGCGGCGGCGUGUCGCACGUGUCGCACGUGUCGCACGUGUCGCACGUGUUCAACCGCGCGCCGCCGGCCGUCGUGCGCCACGUGGCCGACCCCGACCGCCACGCCUGGCACCCGCUCGCGCUGCACCCGCUCGAGCUCGCGCGACAGCUCACGCUGCUCGAGUUCCAGCUCUACCGCCAGGUGCGUCCUUCAGAGUUGGUGGGUGCAGUAUGGACCAAGAAAGACAAAGAAAAAUCUAGCCCCAAUUUACUUAGAAUAAUUAAACACACCACAAAUUUCACGAGAUGGAUGGAGAAAUGGAUAGUGGAGAGUGAAAACUUGGAGGAGCGCGUGGGGGUGGUGUGCCGACUGCUAGAGGUGGCGGUGGCGCUGCGGGAUCUCAAUAACUUCAACGGAGUGCUCGCCGUGGUCGCUGCCUGCGGUAGCGCUAGUGUGCACAGGCUGAAAGCUACCUUUCAGCUGGUACCGAUACGGCUCAUUCGUGCCCUAGACGAGUUUCGGGAACUGAACUCGGACCAUUUCCGGCGCUACCAGGAGCGACUUCGCUCCAUCAACCCACCAUGCGUGCCGUUCUUCGGAAUGUACCUGACCAAUAUACUGCACAUCGAGGAGGGCAAUCUUGAUUACUUGCCUAAUUCUGAGCUGAUCAACUUUUCCAAACGUCGGAAAGUAGCGGAGAUCACCGGCGAGAUACAGCAAUACCAGAAUCAGCCGUACUGUCUCACAGUCGAGCCUAAAACGAGGGCGUUUUUGGAGUCCCUGGAUCCGUUUCCGGGCAUGGACGACAAUGAGAUCACCAAUUACUUGUACGCAAAGAGUCUGGAGAUCGAGCCGCGUCAGCCAGUCAAACAGAUGCCUAAAUUUCCCCGCAAGUACCCUGAGCUAUCCCUGAAGCAGGUGAAGGUCUCUCGGAGAGCUCAUCACGACUCCGCCGCCGCGCCUGCUGACGAUAAUCUCAGUGUGUCCCAAUUGUCUCCAACUGGCGGCUCGUGGGACGGUAGCGCCGGAUCGGGUGCGUCCAUAACGUCCUCCACGCUUGCCAAUACCACUAACACCAGCGGUUCCUCUCUGCAAUUGCAUCAUAACGAUGAUCACAGAGGUAGCCGCGGUAGUCAGGAUGGUGUGGUGAGCCCGCGGCCUGAGCGUGCGUUCUCACAGUUGCCGCCGCUGAGUCUCCUCGACAAGGGGCUCGCAUUGUUCGACUCGCGCAAGCAGGCGGCCGGCUCGCAUAACAAAAGUUCGAGUCGAGAUGAGCCACCGUCACCACGAGAUCGGCAUUCUCCCCGUCACGAUAGACAAGGCUCCGGCAGCGGGCAGGGUGGCGUGGGCGGUGCGGGGGGUGCGGCGGGUGUGGUGGAAAGCGUGGCGCCGCGCAAGCCGGCCGCGCUGUCGCCGCGCGGCGCCAUCGUCGACGCUGAGCUGUUCUACUCGCGCAGCGCGGACCACCUCGCCGGCCGCAGGCUCGAGCAGGAACUCGUCCCUCCGUUGCUGCCGCGAGGAAGCAGUGCGGGGACAGCGGGGGGCGCGGGGCCGGCGGGGGCGGGGGCCCGCGCCGACAGCGAGCGGCCGCCAGUACUACCUCCGCGGCCCUCCUCACCGCACUCAAUAUCGUCUAGUAGCGACCCACCGCCCGAACCGCCCGAUCGGCCGAUACCGAGCCCCAAACAUCACGAUCUCUUCAGGAUGCCAGCGAUGUCUCCUAAGCGAUCUCCGGCCCCUCAGCCACCUGUCAGCCCCAUAGUACAUUCCGACAGGUCGCUGGCGUUUAGCUUUCCUUCGCGAGGAGCGCCCACCCCUUCACCUCCCGCGCCACCCCUCACGCCGCAUCAUCCAAUAUCAUGUGGUACUCCCCCUCCUCUGCCGCCGCGGCGACGACGCGAUUCGGCCGCACCGCCUACCCCUGUACAUUUGUCGUCGACGGCGAGUACGAGCUGCUGCGGCCCGCGCACUCCACCAUACUGCAACGGCGGCAUCACAAUAACACGAACAUUGCGCCGCGACUGCCGCCUAAGCCGCCGGCGGCGUGCGUAGCGCCGCGCACCUAGCGGCGGGCGGGUGGUGCGGGGGUCGCAGGGGGCUCUGGGCGGGGGUCGCGGCCCGACCCCCCGCGGUGCACCCUGCGCGCCUCACGUGUCGCCACACACACCGUCGACAUACACUACACUUGCGACCGCCUCUAGUGCCUGCCGUGCGCGCUGCACUCGUACCACGCGCUCGAUCGAUUGGGUGACUCGCUUGUCGCUUUCGACCGAUCAAGAAUCGUUUGGCGCGUUAGACUAGUCAGUUUUCUGACUAGUUCGUGACCCGUCUACAGUGUCUGAAUAGUUUUGGGACGCAUCUGGUAUAUUCACAUAGACAGUUGACGCGCUGCCUGACUAGUCCGAUGACGUGUUGGUCAAUCGAAGUCUGGAGUGUUCGACUUGUUAAGUGAUGCAUCUAAUCUAGUGACGCUUCUGGCGAGCCCGAUUAAUCUCGUAACGCGUCUAACGUGUCUGAUAAUCGGGUGACAUCUGGUGUCUUUAAGUGUCAAUAUAAAAUACCGUGUUGUCUAUGCACAGUGGUUUUUUAAAUGUGAACUUAGUGACGCAUCUCGCGUUUUGUCUCAACCAAGUAUCGGGUAAUCAAGUGGAAAUUGUAUGUUAUACAAGUGUUAAUGUCUACAAGUGAUCACGUGACGCUGCAAGCGCUGAAAAUUACGCAUGCGGUCGUGCAAAAGGGCUAUAAUGAAAUUUGUGAUGUUUUCCAUUUAAAUUUGACAUUACAAAAUUAAUUAUAGUACUAAAGUUAAGGAGUUAUGUUCAUAAAACAAAUUUACAAAUAUCAAUAUUAAAGGUAUACCCUGCCUUAAAUGGUAUAACCUGAAACAUUUCACUAAUAUUUUAUAAUUAAAAAUUUUCUGUCCCUGUAAGGACCUAAACACUAGACAUAGCGAACAAUCUUGACUGUUAUAAAAUGCAAUGCAUUAACAAAAUAGGAGUAUGCAAGAAAUUAUGAGCAAAUGAUCGAAUACAAAUGCUGGUAUUUUGUAAAUAUACUAUUUCAAUAUAUUGAAAGAAAUAUAAAUUGUAUAUAAUGUCGCAACCUCGUUGACGAGAGUGCUAACAACAUAUGUUGUAUUGUGUACAACGCGCAACAACAACAUGUGAAUUCACAGCUUUCCAGCAUUCCUUACAAUGUUUAAUAUUCCAUAUGGAUUUAUUUAUAAGAAUUAUUUUAGAGUUCCUCCCGAAUAAGAAAGACAACAUCCCUAUUGUCUAGUUAUAGAUGUUAUUAUUUUACAUUGUAAAUUCAAUGUAUCUAUCACUUAAUAUUUAGUGCAGUGAUGUAAAAAAUUUGUGCUGAAUGCACUGAAACUAUAAAAUAUGUUUUUUCUAAAUACAUAACGACAAUAAAAAACCCAAAUGGUAAUAUUGACAAAUCAUUCUCUGUGUAAACAUAUUUUUUAUUUAUGUAUUGUAUUUAUAUGUUGUAAUAAACUUUCCAUGCAAUACAAGAGAUUUUUGUGUUUUGCAAUACAACAAUUUAUGAAACACUUUCUUAUCGGAAGGGGCUCUCAAAAAGAACUCACUUCUGAAUUAAAUUUCAGAAAAAUAGAAACCUGUGCAGUGCCAAUAAUAUUAGAAAUAUAAUAUAUUAAAUAAAUGUAAAAUAAAGAUGUUAGCUGCAAUAAAUCUAAUUAAUAUAUUAUUGAAUGAAAUUGGUGUAUGGUGUUUAUCACAUUUAUUGUAUUAAACUGGUAUAUAAUACUUUAUUAUUGAUACUUGUGUUGUUUAUCUUGAAGUGUGAUAGCACCCAAAAUCGCGUGAUAGGGUAUUCAUAAAAUAUCGUAUUAAAAAAGACAAAUAUGAUAUAACUGUUUCUAUUUCAAGUUCUUGUUAUAUAUAUACAUACACACACGCACACACACACACACACUCACAUGUACGACAUGUAUUUUAAAUACACAAUCGGGAUUCAACGCGAUGAAAAAACUUUUACAGAUAAAUAGUACCCACAUACCUGCUUGUACGUCUUGCACGUCGCGCUCCUGUCGUGACCACGCUACAAUUCACGUCGAAAUGUCGGCAACAAAGAAGGAGGUAUGUAGGUAUUAUUUACGUGUAAAAGUAACCUGUAAAUAAUAUCGCGUUAAGUCCCUAUUGUGUAUUUGAAAAUAUGUGAAAACAAUGCGAAAGUUUAAUAUUAUUUUGACAUAUGACCAGUUUAAUUCCCAAUUUACUGUUAUUUAGUAUUUAAAAUUACAAUUUAUAAUGAAUUUACUCACCUUUUGAUCCUACUGCAUGUUGGCCUCUCGCUCAGAUCAAAUUAUGAUUAUUUAAUAUGUUUGUGUACUUAUUUUUACCAGUUAUGUAUGAUGUAUAUGUACAAUCGUUAUCGUCGUGUUGCAACUACACUUUUAAUAAUGUUAUUGAUAAAUUUAUUUAAAUUCAUUUUAAUGACUUAAAAAGACAAUUUUAUAACGCAUUUAUUAAAUAUAUGAGAUGUUUUCUAGAGACAUUCGAUAUGUAAGCGAUCUGUACUUUAUUUAUCAUUAAAUUUUUUUGUUAUUUAAUUAACCGACAGCGUGAGUAAUAUAAGCUUUGGAUCGUCAUAUUUGUUAUUACCCACUGAGACCAGUCGAAUCAUCUUAUUUAUAAAAAUUACAAGUUUCUACAAACCUAUUUUAUAACAUUUUUCAAAAGAAAAAUUUAGUCCAAAAUAAAAAGACAAAAAUAAAAUAGCUUAACUAGAUAGAAUUUUUUAUUAUUUAUGAAUAAGAAAUUAAUGUUUGUAGUUUUGUUUCAGUUGUUUCUCGAGAGUUAGACAUGUGUACAUACAUAGUGGUGAUAUCUUACGGUCUAAGUUGGUAUGUGCCGUUAUCUAUUCAGUAUUCGAGUGGUGAGAAGUGUUUAUAUAUAUAAACCAGAUUUAAAUUGUUUUAGCAGUAAACACCAUUAUGCGUAAUUGAGGCAUAAUUUAAGUUCUUGCAUCUGGAAUACUCAUAAUGAAUAAAAUGCCUUAAUCAUUGACUUUUUUUUUAAUUAGCAAUUCUGAUUCAAAUAUAGAGAAGUAACUUUUUUUUUAUUUGUCAAUUAAAAAUACCAGUACAUCUUGUAUUGAUGGUAUUAAGGGUAAAUAAUGAAAUUUAUAAUAAUGUAUGCAUAGAUAGGGACUGGAAUUUGGAAGCAUGCAUUUAUGUUGAUAGUCUAUGGCAAAUGCCUAUUAUACAGGGCUGCUUUUGUACGAAUUAUGUUUUGAACGUGAAUCUAUUGAUUAUACAUUAAUCAGGUUUAUUUUGAAAAUUAGUAUGAUCUGUUUUUUUUUCUUAGUAAAGAAUCAGAUAUGUAUCUGAUUGUUUACUAAAAUCACAAAUAUAUACUUAUAUCGAAAUUCCUUACUUAAUACUAAGAUGGAAAAUACAUAACAGUUAACACAAACCGUUUUAUUUUGAUUUUUAUAUAUGCCAUUUAUUGAAAUAAAAUACAUUUACAGUUAUACAACAUAAAAUAUAUGUCAAAAUUGCUUACAAAUAUUAAUACAAGUAUAUGAUAAUAUUGCUUUACAUAAUAUGUUCAUAAAAAAGCAAACAUUAUUCAAUGCGAAUUUAUUAGAUUUCCUAUAAUGGGUAGGCAGUUUUAAAACGACGUUGAUAUAAAAUUAUUGAAUUUUAUCAAACUGUGUUGAUUUUUAAGCGGUAUUUUCUUCGAUAUCUCAAAAAUGGCAAAUAAAUAUGUAGCCCAUCUGAUGGAAAACGGUUCAGUAAUUGGUUUCCAUUUUUACAGUUAGCUUAUGGACGCUUACAACACCUACAACCAACACGUUGUCAAACCUAAAAAAAUCUUAUUACGCCCUUUUUGAAGAAUCGAUACUGUCUGUACUAUCGAUUUGUGUAAUUACUAAAGAAUAAAUGGAUAUCAGUAAAUUUAUUUUAACUACUGCUGUUUCGUGUUUGUAUAAAUUUGGAGAUAAAAAACAUAGUAAUAAAUAAAAUAUGUGUUUUUAUCUAUUCAAUACUUUUUUUUUAUACGUAAUCUACCAGAGGCCAAAUGUACAACCUGUAUUAAUUAUGUGUUAAAUUUAUUUAUAUACUCACAACUAUGUAUAUCCGAAGGGGCUAGUCGGAUAUGUAUAUGGAUUAUGUACAUAUGAAUAUGUACACUUUGUAUUUUAAGGUAAUAACUACCGGUUUAACCUGCGUUUAAUUAGAUCAAGAAAUCUCAACUAGAUUUGGCAUCAUUUCAUGACCCUUAAUCAUGAGUGGCUGUGAGUUUUCUUAAUCUUAUUACAUGUAAGCUAAAUUGGUAGUUAUUACGUUAAAAUAUGUACACUGUAUUUUUAAUCUAAAUAGAACUAUUGAUAUAUACUUUGUCUAAUAGCACUACCAAGCUCGUUUGUAUUACCGAAAUAAAAAAAAAAUGUUUACUUAUUUCAUAAUGAGUUUUAUAUAAGUGAGAUUUAUAACUUAUAUGCAUAUUGUAAGUGAUUGUACAUAUAAAUACGUACAGCUUGACUUAAAUCUGACAAUUAGCUUACAAUUUGUGAUCUCGAGUAGUUUCAUAAUAAUUAUAUUAACGCUCUCAGUUCUAAGCCAAGCUGUGCUGUGCCAUUAGAAAUGGCAUUCACUAUGUCUCCUUUGACACAGCAUUAUACCCUUUUUUAACUGCAUAGGAGUAAAAAAGAUGGCAAUCAAAUGAAUGAUACUAUGUAUAUUCUUGAUUGCAUUUGUAAAUUAUAUAUAUACAUAAGACAGUUAUAAAUAUUAUGACCAAGGGUGGACUUAUCUCUGAAAGAGAUCUCUUCCAGCCAAUCUAUUACAGUAUAAUGUUAUAAUAUUAAAUUUACUAUAAAUAUUAACACUAAAAAAAGGAUGUAAUGGGAAACUAGUAUAUGAUCUCAUAUUUUUUUUUAAAGUUUUUGUUAGCUCACAUUUUAUAAUCUUGAUUAUAGAAAUUAUUUAGUGCUGUGUUGGAAUUGACAUAUUUAUUGGCCGCCAUCGUCUAUGGUUAUAGAGCUAAGAAAAGACCACCUGUAUAAAUUUAAUGUAAAUAUUGAUUUAAGAACAGUAAUAUAGAUAUUCAUAUAUACAGUUA